GAAGUGGGAGGGUGAGUCUAAGAAGGGAAGUAGGGAGGGAAGGAAAACAAUUGUUGGUAUCGUCGCCGUUGUUGUUGUUGUUGUUGUCGCUGCCGUCCUCAAAGAAUGAUGAAAUAAAAGCGGUCUGCUUUUUCGGGGGAGAGAUAAAAGAAAGAAAGAAAAAAAAAAGAAAAGAAAUCCAAACGAACAAAUAUCUCUUCAUGAAUCCAUUUCAUCACAUUUCUUUACGUUGUCGCCUGAUUAACAUUGAUCAACAUGUGUUUAUUAAUUGGACCACCCGGAGUUGGUAAAACUUUACUCAUGAAGAGGAUGCAAAAUUGUACAAGUAAAGGUACUUUUGAAAACCUCCAUGAAAUUCCAGCAACUAUUCCAACAGUGGGUACAAAUAUGGUCAGUGUAUUAUUAAGCAAAAAAAUAGACAUUGUUAUACGAGAACUUGGAGGUUGCAUGGGACCAAUUUGGCACAGUUAUUUCAGAGACACAGAAUAUCUUAUGUAUAUGAUAGAUUUAAACAACAGACAGCAAAUCUCAGCUGCAUGUAUACAGUUGCUGACCAUUUUACAAGACAAACAACUGACCAAUACACCUGUCCUUCUUCUUCUGAACAAAAUAGACAUGGCUACUAUAAUGUCAAGACCAGAAUUUGAAAACUACCUUCGCUUGGAAGAAAUAAUUCAGUAUUCCACCCAAAAUAUUACAGUCCAUGAAAUAAGUGCCUGGAAUGGUAAAGGAUUGGAAGAGAUUCUUCGUUGGCUUCAGGCUAAUUACAAGCCCAGAUGAAACACGCCCCUUCUUAUUGCAUGUUCUUCUUUCUACAGUUUCAACUCUUGUAAUAUUUAUUUGUCCAUGAGUUCAUUGUUGCAUUUGUCCAACCCUGCUAAAGAGAAAAAAUUAUAAUGAAUAACUAAAUAUGCCACACCAAUUUUUUUUUUUUUUUUCAUUUUAUGAGAAAUUUGUAUUCUCUCUUCACAUAAAAGGUCCCUAAGUAAAGAAUAAUGGCGCCACCAAAGGCUGCUCUAUUUUGUGGCAGGCUCCCAUCUGAAGGCAUUGGCUUCCAAUGGGUCUACCUAAAAGGAUCAAGAAGUAUGGUUAGCAUCGAUAUUCCAUCACUCCCAGCAGUCUUGGAGGUCAUGGGUGCUGACCGUUCUUCUUUCACAAGGCCAUUAAAAAGAAAGAAAAAGUAUUAAAAAAGUGUAUUUUUUGAUAUUAUGAAUUUAUAAAAGGUGAAUGGAUAAAAAAAAAUGUGUGAGAAUUAUUACUUUUGACAUUUGUAUCAGAUAUGAAGAGGAAAUCUGUGGGCCCUUUGUAAUGUCAAUGGUAAUGUUUGUCUGGCAAGCAAAAGUUGCAAUGAAGCAGUGUCUUGGUGGGGAAGAAUUUAACUGACAUUAAAUGUGCUACUGUGUGAAUCACACAGUUGUUGGCAACAUUACUGUGUAAUUCAAUAAUUAUAAUAAUAAUAAAUGAUAAUAACACAUUGUUGAAAUGCUAAUUACAAAAUGUUUUUAAAAUGGAAAACAUUCUAUUUCUUUGGAAAAGG
Messenger RNA from Octopus sinensis (East Asian common octopus), 1537 nucleotides. RefSeq names its product ADP-ribosylation factor-like protein 16. The transcript is spliced from 6 exons. NCBI's taxonomy places the organism in Eukaryota, Metazoa, Mollusca, Cephalopoda, Octopoda, Octopodidae. The coding region runs from base 256 to 780 and encodes 174 amino acids. Gene Ontology annotation, molecular function: GTPase activity; GTP binding. The record is from RefSeq and is a predicted model, not a curated record.